AUGCCAAGCAGCUCAGAGCUCCCUGCGCCUCCACUCGAACAUGGUACUGAUGCCAGUAUGGCAAGGCUUCACAGGAAGAUACUCUCAGCAGUCUGCACGCUUGUCACCUUCGCACGUGCGAUAAGCAGAAGUCCCGGUUGCGGAAAGACACUCCCAGCAACGACAAAGACCGGCGGCCUCGGCUCAAGCAACAACAUCUCCCUAACCACCUCCAACGGCCUCACACGUUCCUACCUCCUCCACAUCCCCACAUCCUACUCCAAAGAUGUCCCCACCGGUCUGAUCCUCUCCUUCCACGGCCGCGGCCAAUCCGGCGCCCAUCAAGAGAAACUCUCAAAGUUCUCAGACAGCAGUGUGAACCCGGACAUGCUUGCAGCAUACCCCAAUGGUGUUGAUAAGCAAUGGCAAGGCGACCCGGCUGCUACAACUGACGACGUGCCCUUCACACUCGCGAUGCUGAAGCACAUUGGUGAUGAGUAUUGCAUAGACCUCGACAGAAUCUACGCCGCAGGCAAAAGUAAUGGAGGCGGCUUCGCUCUCAACGUGCUGGCUUGCAGCCCUGUCGCGUCGACCAAGAUCGCUGCGUUCGCGGGGUUUGCGGGUGCGUAUUAUCAAGAGAAGGAUGUUAAGCAUUGUGAUCCCGAGAGUGUGCGUAUCACUUGUGACCCUGGACGGAGACCGGUUCCGAUCUUUGGGUGA
Fulvia fulva is the source of this 699-nucleotide messenger RNA. RefSeq lists its product as uncharacterized. Gene Ontology annotation, molecular function: feruloyl esterase activity. The record is from RefSeq and is a predicted model, not a curated record. Lineage: Eukaryota; Fungi; Ascomycota; Dothideomycetes; Mycosphaerellales; Mycosphaerellaceae. The coding region runs from base 1 to 699 and encodes 232 amino acids. The transcript has a single exon.